AUGCAUCCCGGUUCGAUGCGGCCCGUUGUUGCCCUCCUCGGCGCUUGGCCACGGCUGCUGAGGUCACGAGCCCCCUCAGGGGCCGUCCCGCUGCAACGGCGCUGCUUCGCGGAAGGCGGCGCCGACUCCUCUGACUUUCCGAGGUCAGAAACGAGUUCCGGAGACUCGGCGCCGGGGCGGCCGCAGGAUUCGAAGGAUGCUCCACAACCUCCAAGAUCACGUUCGGUGCUGGGCGAGGUCGACGCGGAGAUGGAGCAGGUUCGCAGCAGAGCCGGCAUGAAGCACAACACGAAGUGGGACCCGACCGGUCCAGCGUAUCGUUUUCGCCUGCCGGCGCAGGCUGGCGGGGCACCGAGGGGUCCGGGUCCCUACGACGACCACUCGGGCCUUCGGUUUCCGACGCUUGAGACGGCUGAGAACAUCGAUUACCACAAGGAUAGGGGCCUCGAUCGUGUGAUCGAACGGGCAUACCCGAUCCAGGUUCCGGGCUACCGGAGACUUGAUCCAUACCUUCGUGAGUACAUCUACUUCCUUCACAACCUCGAUCCUGCUCGCUUUUCCAUCACCAGGAUUGCGCAGAGGUAUCGCAUGCGGGAGAAGACUGUGGCAAAAGUCGUCCAGGAGUGGGGCACGAACCACUACCUCACAAGGACCGGACUGACGAAGCUCAGCAAGAAGCAGCAGACUCGCGAGGCCGUCAUCAUGGCCAAGAAGGAACAAGAGUACGCCAAGUGGGUCGGUUGGGACCAGCUGGGUGAUGAGGAUGACAGUGAAACGGACGACGAGGCCAUCGGAGACACCAGGGGCUGGCGAUCCACCAGCGACUGGAUCCGCAAGCAGACGGUCGAGGUGGAGAUGAUGUCUGCAUUCCCAAUGAUGGAGAAGCGAGAUCCGAUGCCAAAGCGCGUGGACGUUGACAUGGUGGUUGACAGCAGGCAGAACUUCAAGAUCAUCAACUGGAUCGAUCCGACGGACAAGGUCGUCUUUUGA
Symbiodinium sp. CCMP2592 is the source of this 990-nucleotide messenger RNA. The record is from the annotation of a GenBank genome assembly. NCBI's taxonomy places the organism in Eukaryota, Dinophyceae, Suessiales, Symbiodiniaceae.